AUGGCUGAUUUGACCUUCAGCGUGGAGAACAAAUUGUGGCUUAUUUGCCCAAGGAAAGGAUAUACAGAUCAACCAAUAGUAGAGAGACCACUGGCAACUCUGUUAUGGUUAGCACGGGUUGGGAUCGAGAACUUGCUGUUUUUUGCACUACGCUACCAUCUUUGGUCGUUCCUGUGUUCUGUUAGCUCCACUGCUUUUGCAUUUUUAAAGUGUGAACUUUUUCCUUACAACAAGGAAAAAAUUAAUGCUUGGUUUUUUCCACCUUGUCUUAAGAAUAUAAGAGGAGAAUUGAAUGUAAUUAACGUUAACAGCGAAGGCGAGAAAUUUAAAUGUUACGAAUCGCAACAUGGCGUCAGCAAUUUUCCCAUGUCGCUGUCAAAUGACGACUACGAAGUUUUCUUUCAUGGAACGACGCACGAAAGCGCCAAAAACAUCAUAGAAAACAAUAUCAUCCUGAGAAGAGGAGAUGCUUCCAAUAGAGCCGAUUUUAGUCGUGGCUGUGGUUUUUAUCUCGGGAAAGACUUUGAAAAUACACUACGAGCAAAGUGGAGGAGUCACAGACCUCGUUGUUCCGCUGUACUCGUAUUUCGAGUGCCAAGGGCUGAUUUGCGGGAAGCUGGAAUAAGAGGACGGGAUCUGCAAGGUGACCUGACAGAAUGGCAAAGGAUAAUCAAGCAGUUCCGUGCCCCUGAAAGGCCUUCUCGAAAGUUUCUUGACGAAUUGGCGCGGUACGACUUUAUUGAAGGACCUUUAUUUGGCGAGGGACAAAGCUUGAAAAAUCCGAUUCCAAACAGAGGUUCGUAUCAGCUUUGUGUCAAAAGCUUGGAUUGUGCUAAAUUGUUUGAUCAAAGUCUUCAUUCGGUAUUGUUCCUUGAGCCUUGA
Molecule: messenger RNA, 882 nt
Organism: Porites evermanni
Lineage: Eukaryota; Metazoa; Cnidaria; Anthozoa; Scleractinia; Poritidae
Source: the annotation of a GenBank genome assembly